Molecule: messenger RNA, 3332 nt
Organism: Epinephelus lanceolatus (giant grouper)
Lineage: Eukaryota; Metazoa; Chordata; Actinopteri; Perciformes; Serranidae
Gene: adoa
Product: 2-aminoethanethiol (cysteamine) dioxygenase a
Cellular component (GO): mitochondrion
Molecular function (GO): oxidoreductase activity, acting on single donors with incorporation of molecular oxygen, incorporation of two atoms of oxygen
Source: RefSeq, a predicted model, not a curated record
GAGUUGGUGGAAAAUGACUGGAGGGAGGCUCUCAUCUGGGGAUGAAAUUAGACAUUUCCACCAUGAAAUUCGUUUUAUUUAUAGCAAAGUCGCAUUGUUGUCUUUUUGAACGUUCACCGCGCAGCACCAGGAGGAAUUUGGUGACACUAGAGGAUUAGCAAGGCGUUUAAAACAGUUUUUUAUUACCGUCGGAGCACUUCCCGAGACUCACCGAUAACCGUUAGUUUUGUUUUUUUCUGAGCCAAAAUGCCGCGGGACAACAAAACUCCUCUUAUCCAGAAAAUAGCAAAGCAAGCCCAUAUCACCUUUAAAGGCUUAAAGUCUUCGGCCAACGGGGAUAAUAAACUCGUUGCGGACCAACAGAGUGAACUAAUCUCCUUAGUGACCGCGGUCAGGGCUGCUGACCUGAAAAUUGCUCCCCGGAAAACCAAGCCGAGCUCCGGGACAGCGGGGCUGCAGAGCCCCCCGGUUGCCUACAUGCACAUCUGCGAGACGGAGGUGUUCAGCAUUGGGGUGUUCCUGCUAAGGACCGGCGCCUCCAUACCGCUGCACGACCACCCGGGCAUGAACGGGAUGCUCAAGGUUCUCUAUGGGAAGGUGAGUGUCCGCUGUUUUGACAAGCUGGAGGAUAACCUGACCGUCAGCACCGUGCCACCCCAUUUUGAGCCUCCAUUGGCUCCAUGCCAGAUGGCUUCCCUGCGGCGCUCUGUACUCCGCUCAGUCUCUGAAUACUCAGAGACCAGCGGGCCAUGCCUCCUUACUCCUCUACGGGAUAACCUUCACCAGAUUGACGCAGUGGAGGGGCCAGCUGCGUUCCUCGAUAUCCUGGCACCUCCAUACAAUCCAGAUGACGGGCGUGACUGUCACUAUUACAAAGUCCUGCAAACUGUGGCUGAGGGGGAAACAGAUGGAAAGACCAACAAGGAGCAGCAGGGAGAGGAAAAGGACAAAGAAGAGGAGACAUGGCUGCUAGAAAUCCCUCAGCCAGAGGACUUCUGGUGUGGUGGGGAACCGUACCCAGGCCCUGCAGUCUCUUUCUGAUUGAGCGGAUGAACUAUACUGCAGUAUAUGACAGUGAUAAUAUGUUGACAUCCUUCCAUCCACAAGAGGAGACUUUGUUUUUCCCUGUUCACAGGGAGGUCAAACAUGAGGGUCGUUAUUACCAGGAGCUCAAAGGGAUUUGGUGCCUUAUUCAGGGAUGCUACAGCAGGGCAGAGGCUUCCAGAAACAGGGGCUUUAAUUCUGACACCCUACACUUAAUGACCACUGAACUGCCUUCCAUAAAUCAUCAAUAAUCUUGUCAGUACUGUGAAAAGAGUUGACACAAGGAAUUUGCAUUCCUUAUAUGGGAUAUUUCUUCAUACUAGUAUGUUGCCUUGUACACACAUGAAUGUCAUUAGCCAAACAUGCGAAUGUUGGGGUGUCAUUGGGAUCUCUAUCUUCUGUGAGGCUUGAAAAGCCUUUUUACAUUAUUUUUUCAUUCCGCUGCAGAGGACUACACAUCAUGACAUGUCUUAAUGCCAAAGCCUGUAACUCAAGACAUACCUGCCUUAUUUGUGAAUACUGAAUGUAUACUUACUGAGAGUGCCAUUUCUAUUGUACACACACUUUUCUUCUUUCAAAGUGCACACACUACAUUAUAUAUGCUUUGUUUUGAGACUGUCCUCCUCCAAAAUACCACUACAUAGGUUGUUUGCACAAGGAGAAAUUCCAACCCAUAUUAAUGUUUAUUGUUAGGCAGGACCUCUAGUGGCAGUCAUAAUUAUUAUUGGAGCAAAGGAAGAAAUCAGGCAACAAAGUUCACGGAGGGUGUGAGCGAGGGGCGGUGGAUGGGUCAAACAAACACAGGACUUCCAUCCAGGAGACUUUGUGCCCUAGGUAAAACCAAAAGUAAUGUUUGAGUUAUUUUCACAGUAUAACGUAGUAUGUUGUAGAAUGUCAUGUAAAGUGACCUUCAUGACACGUAAACUGAGAACAUCAAUACAUAUUGUUAUCUUUACGAAACGUCUUGAAAUCCCCAUGGGACACCUGCGUCACCAUUUCCAACCAAUCACACCUCCUUCCUAAGCAUUCAGUCAGUGCUAGCCGUCUAGCGCCAGGCAGAUAACAGCAAGCAGCCAAGAAAAAGACAGUGAGGAUUUUUAUUGAUAAUGUUUCAUAUUGAUCAUAGGCCCCUAAAUUGAUUGAAUCGAAUCAAAAUCGUAUCAUGGCAGACUUUGUGAUAUAAACAAAUACCGUAUUAUUGUCCAAAGAAUAAAUAUAAUAUUGUGUUACUAACCUAACUGUUGUUUUGGUGGAACUGUGACAGUUUCAUAAAGUAAACCACUUGUUUGGUAUCGGCCCAUAAUAUGUAUCGUGUCGCAGGGUUAUGAGGGUUAUGAAUGUAUUGUGAUACUGUAGGCAAGGUGACAGAUUGCGAUUCUUUAAAUCUAAUUUUAGGAAAACUGUCAAAGUAUAAAGAACAUACCACCAUAGCACCUUUUACAUUAAUAUGAGCAGUGGGAUUGCAUUUGUAUUCAUAACAGUCCCUGUAACAUGCUAACAAUAUGUUGUUGUCUUGGCGUGUUUACUACCCUGCUAUCUAGUUUGGGGUUUUAAACACAACAGAAAAUGAACCACUGCCACAAGUCUUUGUGUGUAAACCAAUUAUUAAAAAUCGAGUGUUUUUAUAGAUUGAUAUAGUAUCACAUAAUAUUGUGAUAAUCAAGUAUAAUAACCCUUUAUCACACCUUUUUUCUCUCACACCCAAUUAGUAGGUGCGCUAAUUUAGGAAAUGCUCCUAUGGGUCAUAUUUAGCUGGUAGGAAUAUGACCUCUGUGGUCUAAUGGGUUGGAGGACUUGUUAUGUUUUUAAUGUGUUUAAAGUUUAAAACAUUGCAGGUAGUUCCUACACAGAUCUGGUUAGUUUUGGGGAAAAAGACGAUGAUUAGUUAUUUCUGCAUAUUCUGUGAUGGAUUGUACUGUAACUUAAUCCAGAGUGAUAUGGCCUAUAUGAUGCAUCAUAUUAAAGACUGAACACAGUUUUCAAACCCAGUCCAGAAGAUUUUAUAGAAACAUUUUACAUUUUAAAAUGCCAGCUGUGUUUUAGAACUUGAACACUAUCAUGGUAUAAAGCCAACGCUCUCUCACUUUCUUUGCUACCUUUUACAUGUAACUUGAUAAACACUAUAUCAUUCCAAUAGUAUGUUACAUGACUUUAGCUUAUGUUUGUGUUGACAGACAGCUCCUUUGGCCUAUAUAUUAGACUUCACACAUGUUUGUGUGCCUGUUUUACAAUGAUUCUGUAACUGAUGUUGAAUGUAUGUGGAACAAUAAAAUAGAUGAGAAAAAUCA